Messenger RNA from Ochotona curzoniae (black-lipped pika), 4199 nucleotides. RefSeq names its product CGG triplet repeat binding protein 1 (gene CGGBP1). The record is from RefSeq and is a predicted model, not a curated record. NCBI's taxonomy places the organism in Eukaryota, Metazoa, Chordata, Mammalia, Lagomorpha, Ochotonidae. Gene Ontology annotation, molecular function: double-stranded DNA binding. Gene Ontology annotation, cellular component: nucleus. Bases 361 to 864 code for a protein of 167 amino acids. Gene Ontology annotation, biological process: regulation of transcription by RNA polymerase II. The transcript has 3 exons.
CGGGCAACGGCGGCGGCGGCGGCGGCGGCAACGGCGCGUCCUCCUCUUGCUUCAGCGCUGCGCCCUCGCGCUGUUGCAGCCCUCCUUUCUGGCCGGACCUCGUCCACUUCCCCUAACAGCGGCCCCCAACCCGACGUAAAGGCAUGACUUCCUGGCACCUCAGGGGAAGCAGGGUACAAGCCCAGAAACUCUUUCCCCACCACCACUUGUUGAAAAACUGAUCGAAGGCAUCCUCCGCGUUUGAACAGACGGCAAGGGCCAGGGUUUGAUGCCUCUCUGGCCUUGUGCGGGAGACCAGUCACUGCUGAGUACCAAGAGGAAAAAAACUGGAAACUAACCCGAACCAUAUUGAGAGUCAAAAUGGAGAGAUUUGUAGUAACAGCACCACCUGCUCGGAACCGGUCUAAGACUGCUUUGUAUGUGACUCCCCUGGAUCGAGUCACUGAGUUCGGAGGGGAGCUGCAUGAAGAUGGCGGUAAACUCUUCUGCACUUCCUGCAAUGUGGUUCUGAAUCAUGUUCGCAAGUCUGCCAUUAGUGACCACCUCAAGUCAAAGACUCAUACCAAGAGGAAGGCAGAAUUUGAAGAGCAAAACGUGAGGAAGAAGCAGCGGCCGCUGACUGCAUCUCUGCAGUGCAACAGUACUGCGCAGACAGAGAAAGUCAGUGUUAUCCAGGACUUUGUGAAAAUGUGCCUGGAAGCCAACAUCCCGCUCGAGAAGGCCGAUCACCCAGCCGUGCGUGCUUUCCUGUCUCGCCACGUGAAGAACGGAGGCUCCAUACCUAAGUCAGACCAGCUGAGGAGAGCGUAUCUGCCCGAUGGAUAUGAGAACGAAAAUCAGCUCCUCAACUCACAAGAGUGUUGACAAGGAGGUUCCACUAUUGUGAUCAAGAUAAAUAAUGUGGAGUAUUAAAGUUAUGUGUUGAUUGUGUGGUUCAUUUUUUAUAUUUAUUUCAUUUGAAAUCAUGUGAUGCAGAAUAGUUUUGCAAUGUGUAUAUAGUUGCAGGCAAAAAAACAAAAAUCUCACUGCAAAACUUGUUCAUUUUAGUCACCGAUGGUAUAAAGCAAAACUUGGCUUUAGAGUGUGCUAGGAUUCCUGAAACCUGAUGGUUAUCUUUAAAAUUGAUGGCUUUUGUCCUGAAAUGUUUGCAUGGAAGAGCUGCCCUGCUUUCUUACCCUGUUGCCAUGUAUGAUUAUUCCUUAUGAGAUUACUUAAUUACUUGGGUUGAAGACCAGUGUAGGAAAUUGAAGUCGCUGCCAGGCAACACCAUUCAGUAACUUAGAGGAAUUAUUUCUGAUUAGAGGAUCCUCUUCCAACAGGAAGGGGUGAAAGGAAACUGUUAUUUCUCUUCAGCUUCCUAGCAGAAAUGAUUUUAUUUCAACUGUUUUACUUGUAUCUGAGGUAGUUGCCUUAAUUAGCCUUCAGUUCCUCACUGUCUUUUUUUUUUUCUCCCUUUUAAAUGCCUAGAUUAUUUAGUAGCUUCAAAUGACCAAAAGACUGAAUUUUUUUUUUCUUUUUAAUGUCAGUGCCAAAAGCUGUAGGGAAUUUAGCAGUGACAAGAUUUUAGUCUCACAAUGAACCCAUUUUUGAACCAUAGUUUCAUUUUGAGCAUCAUCUUGAAUUUACGAACUUUUCUUUAUAUCUUAGUGUUGAAAGGCUUUGGCAUUUAAUUUAAUAAGCUAGAUAAUUUAUGGUUAAGUUUCCUUUUUAUUGAGGAUUGCUACUUUUUGGCUGACCAAACAGAUCAUAAAGAAAUUACUAUUUAAAUAUUAAGUUUUCCUUAAGAUUUUUUUUUUUAAGUUUAUUUAGAGAGGUAGAUUAGAAACAAGGUUGCUUCCACUUUUAUCUGUUUUGUGCCUGGUGGUAUAAGGUUUUUAAGCAUGGAUGGUAAAGAAUUACCUAGAAAUUCUAAAGAGUAGUGGCAUUCAGACAGUAUGCUUGCAUAGCUGUCUGGGUGAGGACAAUUAAAGGUCAACCCUGGUCAGGAAAUGAUCUGUCUGAACCUCAAGCUGUAAGGUUAUCAGAAUAGCUUAGCCCAGCUAAAUGUUGUCUGUCACAAACCUAAGUUGUAUUUUAAAAAUGUAACGGCUGAGAACUUGGGCUAGUGCUUUAACUGAAAAUCUUAAAUUCUUUCAAACCACUUACUUUGAAGUUUUUUAUAAAAUAUAUUCCCAUUACAGAGCUCCAAGAAAGGAUAUCCCGUGUGACUUGGGAAUUAAACAAAAGUAAGAAAAGGAUUGUUGUCAAAAAUGGCCAUGUGAUUUUAGAUUUUGAUUUAUUUUCACUUAAAAAAGUAAGCCUACCCCAAGAAAAUCGUUUGUCAGAGUUUUAACUAUGACUUUUCUUGCUUUGGUUAUGUUACAGUUAGCAUAAUAAAUGCCUCCAGUAGUGCUCUCAUUAGUAAAGCAGUGCAUAAGGAGACCAGCAGCAAAGUUCAACCAAAAUGUGUUUUGCUAUUAUUUCCUCUAAGAAGGAAUUUGCAGGCAACCAUAUUUCACUUUAAUUGUCUAAGACGGUAGACAAUCUAAAUGGCUAGGGAAAUAAUUGAGUUUAGUAGCACUAUUUUCAGAAUUCAGAAAUAAGUUAAUCAUUUAAUUCCUUGGAAUUCCACGAUUCAGCCUGCUCCGAAUUGUGUUGGUUUUAAUUUGCACUAACCACAAACAUGUAGUGGCAGGUCAGCUUUUAGUAGUUCUAAGCAGUAAGCUGGAUGAUGUUGCACUAGAGAAAUAUCCGUAAGUUGUGUUUGAAUUUCUAAUAGUUACUGGCGAGCUAAUCAUUUAGGUCUCAUGUAACAAUGUGUAAUUCCAGGCUCCUAAAUAUUUCCUCCUGGACUCUUGUCUAGGGGCAUAGCCUUUUGGCUGUUGGAUUCUAUCAUGUCCUUAAGAGUGUUCCAUCUUGCGAGGGUAUAAUAUUUUCUCUUUACUGAUUAUGAGGCUGGUUCCCUAAAACUGGUUAGCUUUGUCUCAUAGUUAAAUAAAGCAGAAAGAUUGCUUUAGCCUGCUCAAACUGGUAUAAGUCCAAGAAACUGAUUGGCAUAAGUUAAAUAAUAAAUGAGAAAGUCUGAGGCAUAUGCUGCUUUGGAGAUACAGUAAACAUGUACAGAAGCCUUCUUAACAAUAUAGUGUUAGUGUGAUGCUAUACUAUUGGAAAAAUAGCUUUUUCUAUUUUGUAAGUUGUACGCAUAAACAUAAGCUUUGUAAUGUUUGAUUUAUAAACUGCCUUCUUCAAUACAUGCUUACCUGUUAAUAGUGUUUUCUCCAAGUUUGAUAGUAUGUCUUCCAGAAGUUCAUAUAUGCUUACAGUAAAUAGUUCCUGGUUUGUUGAAAUGUUAACCUUCUUGUUGGUUUCUUUCUGAUUUUGUGGGCGUAGAGCAAGCCUGGAGGACGCUGUAAUCAUCUUGUACAGGGUGAUUGUGUAUGAGAGCCUUUAUAGCUACUUUAUCCGUUAUCAUCUACGAUUAAUGUUUCUUUUUGCUUUGUUUUCAAAUAAAACAAAUGCUCCUUUGAGUUUAAUGCAUUUGGCCCUUCUGAAAUUUCUGGGACCAGAAAACUUAAAAAGUUCUGCAUCUUAACCAUUAUAACUAAUUAAAUGUCAGCUUGGGAUUGUUGUGAAGUAUUAAUUGCUUUAAAGCAAUCAUAGACACUGUUGGCAAGAUCUCCAGGCUGAAUAGUUCAUUUUGCCUGCAAGAGUUUGUAUGUGAAUAUUAAUGAAAAACACAUUUAAGUAAAAUAAAGUUGAAAGUGGUCCAAAGCAAAAGCCACAGACAAUUCCUCACCCGGUGCUUAGUCUCUGUAAGGGCUCCAUGGUUUGACCUGCCCUGACUGUUUUUCAGUGAGAACAGGCUCACAUGAAAACAUGCGAACUUGAUGCAUUUACAUAAGAGGUUGAUUCUAUAAUAUCAUUGGAAGUCUUGGCCUAAAAUUUUCUUUAGCUUCUGCUCAGCACUGAUCAAAAUGUGAAUAGUGAAGUGGCUAUCCUAAACCUUGGUUUAUCUCAGUCUAUAACCAUAGAUUCCAGAAGUAAAUACAGUUCUUAUCUAGUAGUAUUCUACUUGUAUCCAGAAUACUGUAUUAAUUAAAAGUUUACUAUGUUCACUUUUGUAUUCCCGUGCUUUUUUUUUUUUUGCUCAUGCAUGUAUCCUUAGUAUAAACAUGUUGCUUUUUUAAGGUUUGACUUUUAGAAAUAAAUUUCAAAAAAUG